AUGACAAUUUCAAAGCGGUCUCCCUUCACCAACAAAGAAUACACAGUUGGAUGGAUCUGCGCUCUCGCCGUCGAGCUAGCGGCUGCGAAGGGCAUGAUGGAUGAGAUACAUGGCGAACCACAAACUCCACCAGCUGAGGCGGACAACAACGCGUACAUCUUGGGAUCCAUGGGAAGGUUCAAGGUCGUCGCGGCUCGUCUACCUCUACACCAGCUCGGUUCCUCCUCGGCAACAGCAGUUGCCAAAGAUAUGCUCUAUACAUUUCCGAGAAUUCGCGUCGGGCUGCUUGUUGGUAUUGGCGCCGGUAUACCCGACUACGACAAUGAUGUCGAUAUCCGUCUGGGCGACGUCGUCAUAAGCAGCAGCCCCCAAACUGGAGGAGUCGUCGUCUACGACUUUGGAAAAGCACUUGCAGAUGGGUCCUUCGAGAGCCUUUCUGUAUUGAACAGCCCUUCAAGGUCCUUGGGCUCUGCUCUUGGAAAGCUCCAAGCAGAGCACCUGAUGCAAGAGAACAAGAUAGCGUACUAUAUCGAGCAAAUGCUGGAGAGGUUUCCGUUUAUGCGCAGCAAGGGAUACUCUCAUCCUGGCCAUUCGGCUGAUCGCUUGUUUCAGCCCAGCUAUCUCCAUGCUGCUGGCAAAUCCUGUGCCAAAUGUGAUCCGUCAGCGGAGAUUAGCCGCGAGCCACGACUGAACGACAGCCCGGUGAUCCAUUAUGGAACCAUCGCGUCCGGUAAUAUGGUCAUCACAGACGCACUUAAACGAGACUUGAUUCGGGACCGACAUGGUGCGAUAUGCCUAGAGAUGGAGGCGGCAGGUUUGAUGAAUAACUUUGAUUGUAUCGUCAUCCGUGGGAUCUCACAUUAUGCCGAUUCCCAUACGAAUGACCGCUGGCAGCCAUUUGCCGCUGCUGCAGCCGCUGCCUGCGCAAAAGAGUUUCUGGAACAUGUACAGCCCAAGGCUAUCGAGGCCGAACCUGCAGCUAAAGAUAUCCUGUAUCAAGUCCACGACUAUGUCGAGAAAAUCAAAGAAUUUGUCACGACCGAGCAUUCUGGACGUAUUCUCGAUUGGAUCACUGAGUUAGACUUUGGCCGUCAGCACAACUGCAACCUAAAGGGAAGGUUAGAAGGAACAGGUCUCUGGCUGCUGGACUCGGAGGAAUUCAAACAGUGGAUCAGACAACCUCAACAAACAAUGUUCUGCCCCGGAAUCCCAGGAGCUGGAAAGACAAUCCUGUCCUCAAUUGUAGUAGAACACCUAAGAACAAAGUUCCAGGGUGAUCCAGAGGUGCAGGUUGCGUGCAUGUUUUGCAGUUAUCAACCAAGCUUCCAACAAACUACACUCGAAUUCUUACUAAGUCUUCUCAGACAACUUGCAACCAAAGGCUCAACCGUCCUCCCGAACAUUGAACAGAUGUACAGAAGCCACACCGGCAAUAAAACACGCCCGAGUGUGAAGCAGAUUCUCCCCGAACUAUCACGAGCCGCACAGUCGUUCCGGAGGAUCUUCGUUGUGAUUGAUGCCUUGGAUGAGUUCUGUUAUUCAAACCCAGAAGAGCUGCAGCACUUACUCUCCGCCUUAUUUACCUUUCAGAAAGAUGGACCGGUGAAUAUCCUCGCAACCUCUCGUCCUAACUCAGUGAUUAUGUCCCAGUUUAAGGGAUGCAUCCAAAGGGAAAUCCGGGCGCAAGACGACGAUAUCUUAAGAUAUGUAAACACAACGCUACCUACCUUGCUUCGAUCAAAGAUCUCGCGGUAUCCCAAUAUUCAAGUCGACGUUCGUCGUGGGGUUGUGAAGAGCGCAGAUGGGAUGUAA
This is a messenger RNA of Aspergillus pseudoviridinutans, 1812 nucleotides long. Its product is annotated as Pfs domain protein. The transcript is spliced from 2 exons. Gene Ontology annotation, biological process: nucleoside metabolic process. Lineage: Eukaryota; Fungi; Ascomycota; Eurotiomycetes; Eurotiales; Aspergillaceae. Gene Ontology annotation, molecular function: catalytic activity. The record is from RefSeq and is a predicted model, not a curated record. Bases 1 to 1812 code for a protein of 603 amino acids.